AUGGCAUUUCUGUACAGGAAACUUGCCUAUAGACCAGUCUUUCGAGCGAGAUGUAGUAUUUCGAGAUUCAAUCACAGCUUUUCAGGAUUGAGCUCCGAGAUCAAUGGAUCAAUAACGGAGGAAAGUCGAGGAAGGGCAGAUGAUGAUUUUAGAAUAAAGUACAGGAACACCGAAAAAUUACGGUUGACACUUGAACAGAUGAAAACAAUGACACAAGAAAACAGAGAAAUGUCACGUGAGCUGAUUGACAGCACAGAAGACAAGCAUAUGAUAUUAGAGCGCUUAAUUGAUCAAGAGAAUCAUACCGGCAAUGUCGAUACAAUAGAGAAGCUUUUAUUUGUUCUUCCGCCAUCUGUGGUGGUGCUAAACAUAUUUAAUUAUUUAAAAAGCCGAGGGUUUCGAAUUCCGGACCGGGAGAAACCUUACUGGCUAUUGAUUACAAAAACAACCAUUGAGCUCUCAAAAAAGAUAAUGAGAACAGAUGCCGAGCGGAAAUUUGCAGUAAGAGCAGCUUCUACACCGAUUUUGUUGACGGCACAACUAUUUAGACUAUGCAUUAACAUGAGACUGGGUGCUUUAGCCUGCAAAAUACAUAGCGAUAUGAUCUGGGUGACGAAAAAUCAGGAUAAAGCAGUUUCUGAAGAGUGGCAGGUGCUGUACAAUCACAGAAACAUUCACAAUUUAGUAAGAAUGUUGAGUUUGAGAGAUCCAUCGAGAGAUGAGGAGGAUCUCGCAAGGAUAUUCAAAGCAGUUUCCAUAUGUAAUGAGGGUGCACCUAAGGUGGAGCCGUUUUCAUACACGGCAAUGGAAAUAGUGGCGAUACUAGAUAAAGCCGCUUUAUUCACAAAGAGAAACAGCUUCAGUGCAUCGCAAGUAAAGUUAGCAGAGACUGUGAUCAGCAAGAUGGGAGUUGCAAUGGUGGAUUUGAUCGAAAAGCAGGUUGCAGGAAAACAUUCAGGGACAAGCCGCAUUGUCUGCUCUCAGACGCUUCACCAUUACUUAACUUUUUGCUAUCGAUACAUAGAGGGCAGGAUUUUCUUCAAUGAUGGAGGAUCCGUGUACAGUACUUGGUGCUCGAUAAAGCCGUUUCACAACAUAGUGUACAACACAGACAUCAAGACCCCAAACAACAACGAGCUUAACUGCUACUACUACUAUGGAGUUUUGGCGAGCAUGAUUUCGUUCUUUUCGAAAAACAUUCGGUACAGACCGAUGGUCUCUGAGCUCAUCAAGCAGUUGCCAAUUAGCUCUGUAAAUAUAGCACCAGGGUUGAUGACAUCAAUGGUGAACUACUCUAUUCGGGUGAAAAACACGAGGCUCAUGAAGUUUAUACUUUCGCAGUAUUCGGAUGCCACUCUUGGGCUUCGAACCAAGUACACGGCGAGCCAAAUGUCAUCGAUGUUGAAGUUGGCUUUGGCAAGCAAGGAGUUUGCUCGUGCACGAAAGAUCAUGACGUUCAUGAAGAAAAAUCUAAUGACUUGCCAGCCCAUAGAGUUCAAUGAGCUCAUUAUUGCUACACUCCAAAGCUCAAUCAAGGAUAAAGAGCAGAAUGCAUGGGAGAUGAUUCAGCAGAGGGAAGCUGAGGUUGCCAAAUACGGAUAUAUCAGCUUUCUCAACUAUAUGAUCAACAGCAAUUCAGGACUAGACUUUGAUAAGACCGAGUAUAUAUUUAGGCACGCAGUGAGGUCGAUCGACCCAAACGAGAACCAUUUCUGGGACUACUGGCAUCUCUCUUAUAUGAAAUACAUUGACCGCAAAUAUGACACAUGGCAGUGCAUCCAGGUGUAUCAGAAUUGCAUAUAUGCCGAAAAUUCGCCCUUCAAAACUUUGACAGAUUUUGAAUAUAGACAAAAUCCAUUCUGCACUAGACUGGACAAAGUGAGAAUGUCACUUUCGGUUUCGGUGAGGCCACUAAUAAUACGAGAUAUAUUCAAAGUCGCGUUUGGAAAAUUGUCUUUUCAGAAGCUUAAUGAUAGUGAAUUUAGAGAAUCUCAUAAGGAGUGGAAGAAAGUGAGAAGAUGGUGUACAGAGGAGCUCAAGAAUCUUGGGUUUUCCCAGGAAUCUAUUUGGAUUGACCUACAAAAAAGCAUCAGCAAGCAAACCAGAAACAUUGGCUUUAAUUUAGAAAAAGCGCUUAUAGAUAGAAAAAAGGACAUGCAAGUAACGGCAAAGAGAUCUGGAAAAAGACUGGAUCGGUCAAUCAGAACGACAUAUUUCAGCAAUUUGAAACAGCUCAAAGAAGUUUGGGGUGAUCCCGAUUAG
Molecule: messenger RNA, 2262 nt
Organism: Brettanomyces bruxellensis
Lineage: Eukaryota; Fungi; Ascomycota; Pichiomycetes; Pichiales; Pichiaceae
Exons: 1
Coding region: 1-2262 (753 amino acids)
Source: RefSeq, a predicted model, not a curated record